GCACAGAGGAGCUCUAUGACGAGAUCUUGGAUCGCCUUCGCAAUAUUCCAGACCAAGUCUGGCAGAAGGACGGGCGCCGUCUGAAUGUGUUGCCCGAAGGGGAGACACGUUCCAAACAGCUGAUUUUGGGAUUGGUCACAGCGCAGGCCUUCAGGAACUUGCCCACGAUCUCCAAGGAGACCUGGUGCCUGAGUCAGCUGACGAAGAUCCUCCUGGUCUACAUCAACCGGUUGGCAAAGGAGAAUGGGUGGGGCAAGAUCCAUGGCAGCACCCUGCAGCUGACCAAAAACCUGCAGACGGUAGAGCACCAAGAUCAGAACAACGGCGGCAAGAGCUACGGCACCACCUUCGGCGAGCACACCGGUGGCGGCCUUUGGGUGGAAGAUGCCAAUGGAGAGGAGCAAGUUGCCUUCCCAGCACACCUGAAGAAGGAGGGUAGCCCGGAAGUGCUUCGAGGCAAUCGGCAUCAGCCUCGCCGUGCGCUGGUGCAGUUUGAUGGCAACAGGAUCCAUUGCACCUGUCCAUUCCAAGGAGAACGCUACGCAGUUAUCCUGUUCGGUUUGAAGCCUGGUGCCAUGGAAAAGACCUCGGAGUUGAACCAGGCGUUUCUGUCCAUCCUGGGCUUCAACCUGGGGCUGGGCGGUCCUCCUCCGAGCCACCAGCACCUAGAGUUGGGCCGUCGCGCAGCGUUUCGCCAACGUGUGGAUUACCAUCCACCCCGCGUGCCCCCCCAUGUUCACCCGGGGAAAGAAAAGAAAAACGGCCUGAGGCCGUUGCUGUUCUUUUCUGUGGUUUGUUCUUAGCCCUGUGGAUCCACCACGCUUGGGCCGUGGGUCAUGUGUACACAUCGACGUCUACCCGCGUCUUCGAGUCCCGUGCCGAAAGCGAAAAA
Molecule: messenger RNA, 892 nt
Organism: Durusdinium trenchii
Lineage: Eukaryota; Dinophyceae; Suessiales; Symbiodiniaceae
Source: the annotation of a GenBank genome assembly